This is a messenger RNA of Candida albicans SC5314, 1020 nucleotides long. It is a transcript of the gene CAK1, whose product is annotated as cyclin-dependent protein kinase-activating kinase. Gene Ontology annotation, molecular function: ATP binding; cyclin-dependent protein serine/threonine kinase activity. Gene Ontology annotation, biological process: regulation of mitotic cell cycle; protein phosphorylation. The transcript has a single exon. Gene Ontology annotation, cellular component: nucleus. Lineage: Eukaryota; Fungi; Ascomycota; Pichiomycetes; Serinales; Debaryomycetaceae. The record is from RefSeq and is a predicted model, not a curated record. The coding region runs from base 1 to 1020 and encodes 339 amino acids.
AUGAAGUUGUCAGAUUAUUAUAUAGACAAGGAAUUAAUUUACAAUAGUGCCAUUUCUGAUAUAUAUACGGCUAUUGAUAAGUUUAAUAACUUACCAGUAUGUCUUAAAAUAGUUGAUGAAGAUUUCAGUCUUCCACCACAUUCAAUCCAUCGAGAAGUUCUUAUACUUAAAACUUUGAAACCACAUCCAAACAUAAUUGAAUAUUUUAAUGAUCUUAAAAUUUGUGACGAUAUUAUAUUAGUCACCAAAUUGUAUCGUUAUGAUUUGAGUCAAUUGAUUGAAAUUACAAAAUAUUGUAAACGAACAACACGAUUUAUUUAUGGUAUUAAUGGUAAUCUUGUUAGUAAUCAAUAUACACUUGCUAAUGAAAUUGAAGAAAAAGAUAUCAAAUUAUGGUUAAAAUCAAUGAGUUCAGGACUUGAAUUUAUUCAUUCACAAGGGAUAAUUCAUCGUGAUAUAAAACCCAGUAAUAUUUUCUUUGCCCGGGAUGAUAUAACACAACCGAUUAUUGGAGAUUUUGAUAUUUGUUAUGAUUUAAAACUGCCACCUAAAGAUGAACCCCCUAUGGCGAAAUAUAUUGAUGUAUCUACAGGUAUUUAUAAAGCACCAGAAUUGAUUCUUGGUAUAACUAAUUAUGAAUAUGAAAUUGAUAUUUGGUCAUUGGGUAUAAUUUUGACUGGUUUAUAUUCAGAAAAUUUUCAAAGUGUUUUAGUCAAAGAUGAUAAAGAAUUGACUAAUGAUUCUCAUGUUAGUGAUUUAUAUUUAUUAAAUCAAAUAUUUGAAAAUUUCGGUACACCCAAUUUAACUGAUUUUGAAGAUGAAUUAUUUUGUGAUGAAUAUAAUAAUGAAAACUUGCAUUUUAAAAAAUUCAAUUUACAAAAAUAUCCUAGAAAAGAUUGGGAUAUUAUUUUACCUCGAUGCAAUGAUGAUUUCAUGAAAGAAAUUUUUACCAAGAUGAUUAGAUAUGAUCGAAGUAAAAGAAUAACUUCUAAAGAAAUCUUACAAUUAAUGUUAGAUUGA